Closterium sp. Yama58-4 is the source of this 816-nucleotide messenger RNA. Lineage: Eukaryota; Viridiplantae; Streptophyta; Zygnematophyceae; Desmidiales; Closteriaceae. The record is from the annotation of a GenBank genome assembly.
AUGCCUGUCCCAGACUCUCUAUUCAGCCAGAAGGCCCUAAUGGAUGGCAACGUGAGGUGGCAGCAGCACCGCUGCCACUCCUUCGCGUGUCUCAACCGGCAGACCGUGACGGACUGCCGCAACUGCUUCAACAUGACGCAUGAGGCGCACCGCUGGCAGCGCGCCUACAAGGGCUCUAUCUCCAUGCAAGACGUGAUCGCCAUGAAGCCAAAGUCUCUCAGAAUAGGGCUGGAUGUGGGGGGCGGCAGCGGCACAUUCGCGGCGCACAUGGCACGGUACGGCGUGACCAUCAUGACCACAGGCCUCAACAGAGAGGCCGCCGCUGCUCUAAAACACAAACCCGGACAGCAACAACAACAACAGCAGCAACAACAACAACAGAAACAACUGGCAGAAGCGGAAGCAUCAGCACCAGGUCUACCCUACAUGGAGACCAUCGCUGCUCGCGGCUUGAUCCCGCUCCACCUGCCCCACCAGGCACGACUACCCUUCUUCGACGGUACAAUCGACAUCAUCCACAGCAUCAACAGCAUCAAAUACAUGCCGCCGCUGGAAUUCGAAGAGAUGCUGUUCGAGUGGGACCGCGUGCUCCGCCCGGGCGGGUUGCUAUGGUUCGAGAUGUUUUACGCGCCUAAAGAGGAGAUGGCGGUUUACGUGUGGGUGAUACAGCUGUUGAAGUACGAAAAGCGGUACUGGAAUCUGGUGCCGAAGACGGAUAGGACGGAGAGGAAGGGUCCGCAUGUGUAUCUGAACUGUGUGCUGGAGAAACCUGCGAGGGGCAGCCAAGGGAUGGAUGUGGUGCCUCCGGUACGAUAG